This is a messenger RNA of Brassica napus (rape), 514 nucleotides long. RefSeq lists its product as uncharacterized. The transcript has a single exon. Bases 218 to 403 code for a protein of 61 amino acids. The record is from RefSeq and is a predicted model, not a curated record. Lineage: Eukaryota; Viridiplantae; Streptophyta; Magnoliopsida; Brassicales; Brassicaceae.
AACAAUGCUUUUGUUGAUACAAUCUUGGGAAGCGUUGAUUUUGACUAAUUUUGAUCAAAUCCCAUCUUGUUUUAAAAAAAAAAAAGAAAAGAAAAGAAGAUGAAAUCCCAUCUAUAAAUUCACUCACCUCUUCAUCAGUUUUGUCAUCAUUCCAAAACAAAACCUUCUUUCACUCGUCAUACUGAAACUAAACUCACAUCUUCAAGAUUUUUAAAAAAUGGACAAGAAAGAUGAUGGUGCAAAGUCUGGCAAUGUAGCACAAACCGGUGGCACUGGAUCUGGUUCGGGGAAUAUGGUGGCGCCGGGGACUGGAGGUGCAGUUCAGAUACCUCGGGAUGCUUUUGAAGCUACCACUAAGGCUUAUUUUGACAACCUUCAUGCGAAGGAAAAGGCAACUAAGUGAGAAGUAUUAAGUGGUUAAAUAAGAAUGAUCAGCACCUUUGUUGUUAUGCUCCUAUGAUGUGAUUCUCCUAUUAUGAUCACAAUUUAAUUAAAUAAAAUGAGUUAUUAUUUA